Molecule: messenger RNA, 1920 nt
Organism: Xylaria bambusicola
Lineage: Eukaryota; Fungi; Ascomycota; Sordariomycetes; Xylariales; Xylariaceae
Exons: 3
Coding region: 1-1920 (639 amino acids)
Biological process (GO): double-strand break repair via nonhomologous end joining
Cellular component (GO): nucleus
Molecular function (GO): DNA binding; DNA-directed DNA polymerase activity
Source: RefSeq, a predicted model, not a curated record
AUGGCCAGGGAUCUUCCUUUCCCUACUAUAUUCCUGCUGCCCACGCAUUUCGGAGCCGAUGAGCUACCAGAAAUUGAAAGUCGGAUCCCAACAUUGACCUACGACAUCAAUGAGGCCAGGGUUGUUUUAGGAAAGAUAACGAAAAGGCCUCGCGCAAUCCUAGAACUUAGGUCUCGUAAGCUUCUCACAGAUGAAGUCAAGCCCACACUACCAGACCAAACCAUGGGCAAUAUGAGUAGCAGAGAUGCUAUGAAAACUAUAUCGAACGAACCACAACGCCCAGCGAAGCGCAGGAAGCUCUCUCCCUCCCCCCAACGCAUCCCCGCGUCGGGUGAUAGUACUGCGUCGGGCACCGAGGGUAGCUCCGGUGAAGAAGCUAAAAAUGGCCACACCGAUGAUGUGACAAUCUCAUCUGGUGGUAAAACUAGCCAGGGCAACACCAGGAUAGCUUGGGAAGUAGAUGAUUCGAUAGUGCAAGUUGUCCGGCUUGCAUGGUUUACCGACAGUCUAGCCAAGGACACGGUUUUACCCGUUGAGGAUUACUUAGUAUACAUGGGCCGAAAGACAGCGGCGCCAUGCACCAAGCCAAUUGUUAAUGCAGAAGACAUACUCAAACGCGCGAGGGAGGAUGGUACUGGUAGCCAGCCCGUAUCACAGGGUUGGUCUAGACAUAGACCCGCUUCACAGCAUCCGAGAACAACUCACGCGAAACGUCCACAUCUCGCGCAGGAAUCUACAUCAGAGCACGAGAGAACGGCAAGGCUCCCGCCUGUGCCGGACUACUUACGUAUGGAAUAUUCUUGCCAGCGUCCCACCGCCUUCAACAGCCCUAAUAACACAUUCAUCGGGCAACUUAAGAAAGUAAGGACACUCAGGACUUUGGAAGGGGACGAGGUAGGCGUUCGAGCUUACUCCACCAGUAUUGCCGCCAUAGCAGCAUAUCCAUAUCCACUCUCCUCUACCUCCGAAGUUGCCAGGUUGCCAGGCUGUGGUCUUAAGAUCGUAGAACUGUACAGGCAGUGGAAAGAAUACGGUGCCCUGGAAGAUAUUGAAGAGGCCGCCUCAAACUCGAAAAUGAAAGUCCUAAUGCUGUUCUACGAGAUAUGGGGCGUCGGAGCGAAAACAGCCAACGAUUUCUAUAGCCGUGGGUGGCGGGAUUUAGACGAUAUCGUCGAGUUUGGGUGGGACUCUAUCACCCGAGUUCAACAGAUCGGCGUCAAAUACUACGAAGAGUUACAAGAGAAGAUUCCUCGCGCCGAAGUUAAGAGUAUCGCGGACAUAAUAUUAGAGCACGCCAAUAAGAUCAAGAAGGGAUUCCAGAUGGUCAUCGUCGGCGGCUACCGACGAGGGAAGGCGGCGAGUGGCGAUGUGGACGUUAUCCUCAGUCAUCCCGACCCUUCUGCCACCGAGUUCUUCGUCAACGAGAUCGUGACGAGUCUCGAAAAGACUAAAUACGUCACCCACACGCUCACCCUCAGCACCAAGAAUAGCGAACGCGGACAGGCUCCUGUCUCCUGGAAAGGUGAAGAUCGCAAGGCCGGGAGCGGAUUCGAUACGUUGGACAAAGCUCUAGUAGUAUGGCAGGAUCCCAACUGGGACGAAGCCAAAGCCUCGAAGAACCCGAAUCCGCACAGAAGGGUUGACAUUAUCGUCAGUCCCUGGAGAACAGCAGGCUGCGCCGUAGUAGGUUGGACGGGCGGCACGACGUUCGAGCGAGACCUUAGACGUUACUGUAAGAAGGUAAAGCGGUUGAAAUUCGACAGCAGUGGCGUGCGCAUGCGCGAAGAUGGCGGCGAAUGGGUCGAUCUCGAGAGUGAUGCUGAUGGGAACCCGGCUCCGAAUAUGCUAACAGCUGAGAAAAGGGUCUUUGAAAAUCUCGGCUUGACGUGGCGGCCGCCAGAGGAACGAUGCACUGGGUAA